Messenger RNA from Zophobas morio, 1486 nucleotides. Its product is annotated as heparan-sulfate 6-O-sulfotransferase 2-like. Bases 73 to 1347 code for a protein of 424 amino acids. The transcript is spliced from 3 exons. Gene Ontology annotation, molecular function: heparan sulfate 6-sulfotransferase activity. Gene Ontology annotation, cellular component: membrane. NCBI's taxonomy places the organism in Eukaryota, Metazoa, Arthropoda, Insecta, Coleoptera, Tenebrionidae. The record is from RefSeq and is a predicted model, not a curated record.
CUGCGUGUUGUGCUCCGCGAAAUGUUAAAAAUUUAUAAUUAAUUCAAAUCCUGUGUCGAUAUGCGAUGAAUAAUGAAGAAUUUGAAGAGCGUGUCGGUGCAAGUAAUUGACAGCGACAUAGCACUGCUGCUGCCGAAUGGUGUGUAUGAGAUUAAGCAAAUGGAGCCAAAAUCUUCCAGGUUAAGACGGAUAGGGUAUUUCUGCGUGGCCCUCGCCCUGUUUGGCAUCGUGGGCCUCGGCUACUUCUGUCCAGACAAAGUAUGUGCCCUUAGCAACAAAGAAGCAUCCAUAUCAUUAGAAGAUAGUAUGGGGAAGCCCUUAGCUCAAGCGAAUAGCAAAGUAGGUUUAAGCUACGACGAUAUGUUAAACGACGAUUUUUCCUUUGACAUGGACUCGCACGAUGUCAUGGUUUUCCUCCACAUGCAGAAAACUGGUGGCACAUCCUUCGGUAAGCACCUCGUCCACGACCUCGACCUGAAACGUCCGUGCACCUGUCCGCUGACGCGCAAGCGCUGCUACUGCUUCCGCCCCCACUCCAACCAGAGCUGGCUCUUCAGCCGCUACACCACCGGCUGGAAGUGCGGCCUGCACGCCGACUGGACCGAGCUCACCUCCUGCGUGGACGAGAAGCUCGACGAGCUCGAGGGCAACGUCGUCAAGCGCCGCUACUUCUACAUCACCCUGCUGCGCGAGCCCGUCGCGCGCUACCUCAGCGAGUUCCGGCACGUGCAGCGCGGCGCCACGUGGAAGGGCUCGCGCCACUACUGCCGCGGCCGCGCCGCCUCCGACGCCGAGCUGCCCCCCUGCUACCGCGGCCAGGACUGGGAGGGCGUCAGCCUCGACGACUUCAUCGACUGCGACAGCAACCUCGCCGUCAACCGGCAGACGCGCAUGCUCGCCGACCUCGAGCUGGUGGGCUGCUACGACAAGGCCUACAUGAGCAAGGCGGACCGCGAGCGCACGAUGCUGAUCAGCGCCAAGAAGAACCUGGAGUCGCUGGCGUUCUUCGGCCUGACGGAGCACCAGAAGAUGUCGCAGUACAUCUUCGAGGAGACGUUCAACCUGCGCUUCGCGGUGCCCUUCGAGCAGAACAACGCGACGGUGUCGAGCUCGACGAUGCCGACGCUGACGGCGACGCAGGCGGCGAAGAUCGCGGCGCUGAACAACCUGGACAUCGAGCUGUACAAGUUCGCGAAGGGGUUGCUGCUGAAGCGGUUCGAGAGGCUGAGGGCGAGGGACGCGGACUUCGACAGGCGGUACAGUCACCUGGGGGAGCUGAUGGGGCGCAGCGGGGUGACGGAGUUCGACUGGGAUAGGCUGGUCGAGGACGUUACGGUGGCGCACUAGGUGAGGUGCGGGGAGUAGGUGUAGGUUUUUUUUGGUUGUUGUUUGUCGUUUUUUGACGGGGGGUGGCUGCGGCCGGGGCGAAAGGAGGUGGAAAGAUGAACUUUUCGUGGAAAUUGAUGUGUCUAUGAAGCCGAGAAAG